AUGUUCCGCAUUCAUCGUCACCGCGCUGUCGCUUCGCUUUCAUUAUCUUCCGGUCUUUUACGUCGUGUAUCAGUGCUUACUAAUGAAAACUCAUCCUGGUGGCGCCGUGGCUUUCGUUCCAUUCCCGGCAAAGACGCUGAUAAACGCGCACUUUUCGAGCAAAAAGGUCUUUACCGUCAGCUUGAAGAGAAGGACAGUUGCGGUGUAGGUAUGAUUGCCAGCCUGAAGAAACAAUCCUCACGUUCUACUGUCGUACAAGCCAAUGAAAUGCUCGUACGGAUGUCUCAUCGUGGUGGUUGUGGCUGCGAUCCUGCGUCUGGAGACGGUGCUGGAAUGUUAGUAGCUCUACCCCACGACUUUAUGCAGCGUGUCAUUGCUGAUGGAGAAUUUGGUGCCACUGCCAAGUUAUUGAAGCUGGAAAAGGAAAAAUAUGCAGUGGGUAACGUCUUUUUUAACAAGAAUUCACCAAGUGAUAUCCCAUUGGCUAAGAAGACGUUCGACGAUAUAGCAGAGACCAUGGGGCUUAAGAUUGUAGGCUGGAGAAAUAUGCCGACAACAUCUAACACAUUAGGAGCAACAUCACUUGCUUCGGAGCCUCAUGUUGAGCAAGUGAUGGUGCUAAAUGAGAAUCCAAAAUUAUCAGGAGAUGACUUUGAGAAGGAACUUCUUCGACUACGAAACGUUGUCACUACAAUGAAUGAAAAGAAAUUCUCGGACUUUUACGUGAACUCAUUAAGUAAUCGUACAAUUACGUACAAGGGGCAGCUCACACCUGAGCAAUUGUUUGAGUACUAUGACGACCUGUCGGCUAAGGAUUUUACAUCAUACGUGGCACUGGUUCACUCGCGGUUCUCAACCAAUACGUUCCCGUCUUGGGACCGCGCUCAGCCUAACAGAAUUAUGUGUCACAAUGGUGAAAUUAACACGUUGCGCGGCAACAAGAACUGGAUGUACGCUCGUGGUGGCACGUUGCACAGCUCGUACUUUGGCAACCGCACGUCAGAUCUGCUGCCUGUGUGCUCUGACUCCAAGUCGGACUCUGGUAAUUUUGAUGCUGUUUUGGAAAUUCUUACCAAGGCCAGUUCAUGCAACCGCUCGCUGCCAGAGGGUAUGAUGAUGAUGAUCCCUGAGGCUUGGCAGAAUGAUCCGCUUAUUGCACCGCUCAAGAAGGACAUGUACAAGUAUCAGUCGUUGCUCAUGGAGCCGUGGGAUGGCCCGGCCAUGAUGGCGUUCACGGACGGCAAGUACAUUGGCGCUACGCUGGACCGCAAUGGCCUGCGACCGAGCCGUUACUACGUCACGAAGGACGAUCAUGUCCUUCUUUCCAGUGAAAUUGGUGUGCUAGAGAACCUGCCAGAAAAGGACAUCAAGUACAAACGUCGUCUGGAGCCUGGGAAGAUGUUUCUUGUGGACUUUGAGCGCGGUAUGAUUGUGUCAGAUGAAGAGGUCAAGAAAUCUGUCAGUGAGAGCCGCCCUUUUAAGAAGUGGUUGGACGACAAUCUCGUGUCACUGUCGGAGCUGACUGCAGUCAAGCAGGAUACUGUUACUCCAUCGAAGCGGCGUUCAAAUUACGCCGAGCUUAAUCGCCGUUUCAAUAUGUUUGGCUUCACGACAGAGACGAUGGACUUGCUUAUGAUGCCAAUGGGUAUUACUGGUAAGGAGCCUUUGGGUAGCAUGGGCAACGACGCGCCGCUUGCUGUGCUGUCGGAACAGCCUAAGCUGCCCUUCGAGUACUUCAAGCAGUUAUUCGCUCAAGUGACAAACCCACCGAUUGACCCCAUUCGUGAGGAGUUGGUUAUGAGUUUGAUGUGCCCUGUGGGUCCGGCGGCGAAUGUGCUAGAUGCAACUGCACAACAUGCCAAACGUUUAAUGGUGGAACAUCCGGUCAUGUCGAGCGCCGAAAUGGAUGCUCUAAAGAGCGCCCACAAUCCGGACUGGACGCCGAAGGUCCUGGAUGCUACAUUUGCUGCCGGCAGCGGUGCCCGCGGCCUUGUGGAGGCGUUAUACCGUCUGUGCGAGCAAGCUACGGAUGCGCUCAUCAACGAGAAGACACCUAUUAUUAUACUGUCUGACAAGCUGGCCGCACCUUUGCGAACGCAGCAGCGUACUAGUGUUGCGUUGUUCACGGAGUCUGGUGACGCCAAGGAGGUGCACGACUUCUGCACGCUGUUGGGUUUCGGCGCUGACGCUAUCAGCCCUCACAUGGCUGAAAUAGCGCUUAGGAAGAUGAACGACGAAGGUCUGGUGUAUGCUCAUUCUAAGAUAGAAAUGACAAACUUGGACGUCUUUGACAAAUACCGUGCUGCCGUGGGCAAGGGUAUUUUGAAGGUCAUGUCAAAGAUGGGCAUUUCCACGCUUCAGUCGUACAAGGGUGCGCAGGUGUUUGAGGCUGUUGGUCUUGGCGACGAUAUCAUUAGCAUGUGCUUUGAAGGCACGAACUCGCGUAUCCAGGGCACGGACUUUGAGGCGCUAUACACGGACAUCUCGCGUUUUCACGAAGCUGGAUACCCGUUGCACACGGACAUGCUUCCUUUGAUUCGUAACCCAGGCAGCUAUCAUUUUCGCAACAACUCAGAAGUGCAUUACAACUCGCCCAAGAAUAUUGUGGCACUGCAGCUUGCUGCUCGCGAGAACUCCCGCGAAGCCUAUGCGCAGUACGUCGAGGAGACAAACGAGCUUUGUAAGCGCGUGAACCUGCGCGGCCUCUUGGACUUCAAAUUUGUCGAUGAGGACAAGAUGCCGAAGCUAGAGGAGAUGGAAAGUAUUGCUGAUAUUGUGAAGCGUUUCAAUACGGGCGCUAUGAGUCUGGGGAGUAUCUCGCAGGAGACACACGAGGCCCUCGCUAUUGCAAUGAACACCCUUGGUGGACGUAGCAACACUGGCGAAGGUGGUGAGGACGUGAAGCGUUUUACGAAGCCUGGAGGCCCGCCUAAUCUUCGUCGCUCGGCUAUCAAGCAGGUGGCUUCUGGCCGUUUUGGCGUGACUAUGAAUUACUUGACCAAUGCGGACCAACUGCAAAUUAAGAUGGCUCAAGGAGCGAAGCCCGGUGAGGGUGGUGAGUUACCUGGUCACAAAGUUAGUGAUUACAUCGGCUCAAUGCGCCACACAACGCCUGGCGUGGGUCUCAUUUCCCCGCCACCGCACCACGAUAUUUAUUCGAUCGAAGAUUUGGCUCAGUUGAUUCACGAUCUUAAGCAUUCAAAUCCGUCGGCGGAAGUGUCAGUAAAGUUGGUGUCUGAAGUCGGAGUUGGCGUGGUUGCUGCCGGUGUGGCCAAGGCCAAGUCAGACCAUAUUACUGUGUCGGGCCACGAUGGUGGCACUGGUGCGUCGUCGUGGACUGGCGUGAAGAAUGGUGGUCUACCGUGGGAGUUAGGUCUCGCUGAGACGCAGCAGACGCUGGUGCUGAACGAUCUCCGUUCGCGCGUGAAGCUGCAGACCGACGGCCAGUUGAAAACUGGUCGCGAUGUGAUGGUUGCUGCUCUGCUUGGUGCUGAGGAGUACGGGUUUGCUACGGGCCCUUUGAUUACACUCGGCUGCAUCAUGAUGCGCAAGUGCCAUUUGAAUACAUGCCCUGUCGGGGUUGCUACGCAGGACCCGGAGCUGCGCAAGAAGUUCAAGGGUCAGCCUGAGCAUGUGGUAAACUUUAUGUUCAUGCUCGCCGAGGAGGUCCAGGACUACGUACGUCGCCUAGGUUUCCGUAAAAUGGACGACUUGAUUGGUCGCGCAGACCUCUUGAAGGUAAACCAGAACGCGUUGCACUACAAGAGCCGCAAGCUAGAUUUGUCUCCGCUUCUAAUUAACGCUAGUACGCUGAAUGAGGGUGCAGGUGUCAAAAAAGAGAUUGAACAAAAGCACGAGGUUGAGAAUUGUAUUGACAUGCGUCUGAUUAUCGAAGCCAAGGACGCACUGGAGAGCAAGACACCAGUGGUGAUUGAAGAUGUUGUAACCAACCUGGACCGUACGCUAGGCGCUACGCUUUCGCACGAGAUCUGCAAGCGCUACGGCGAGGACGGUCUUCCUGAUGGAACAGUCCAUUUGAAGCUAAAAGGCCACGGCGGUCAGAGUCUGGCAUUUGGUCUUGCCAAGGGCGUGCGCCUUGACCUGGAAGGCGACUCGAAUGAUUACGUCGGCAAGGCUCUUUCUGGUGGUGAGGUGUCAGUAUACCCAAGCCACGACUUUUCGGAGCGCGCGAGCCCCGAUAACGUGAUUGUCGGCAACGCUGUACUGUACGGUGCUACGAGUGGUGAAGCUUUCUUUUCGGGCAAGGCUGGCGAGCGAUUUUGCGUGCGUAACUCCGGUGUGAAGGCGGUUGUAGAAGGUGUGGGUGAUCACGGCUGCGAGUACAUGACGGGCGGUCGCGUGGUCGUACUCGGAUCUACUGGUCGUAACUUUGCUGCUGGUAUGUCUGGUGGCAUUGCUUACAUCUAUGACGAGGAUAACAGCUUUCAGAAGAAGUGUAACAUGGGCAUGGUGGGAGUAAGUCCACUGACGGAAACUGCGUCAGAAGCCGAGAUCCAGGAGCUGAAGGCUUUGGUUUCGAAACACCUGGAUCGCACGCAGUCUCCAAAGGCGCAAAAGGUGCUAGAUGACUGGGACGCUUCAACCUCCAAGUUUAUGCGCGUGAUGCCGUACGACUAUGAGCGGGUAUUGCUCCAACAUGCGGCAGUCGUCAAGGAGACAACACAGUCGGCUUCUGCAUUAGCCUAA
Messenger RNA from Peronospora belbahrii, 4707 nucleotides. The record is from the annotation of a GenBank genome assembly. NCBI's taxonomy places the organism in Eukaryota, Oomycota, Peronosporomycetes, Peronosporales, Peronosporaceae.